CCCGACGACUCGACUCGGCGGUCCACCCCGUUCCGAGUCAACGCGUCUUCUCUCUCUCUCUCUUUCUCUCUCUCUCUCUCUCUCUCUACGUUGAAACCCUACAAACCCUAAUUCCCCUCAAAUGCCUCGCCCCCUUAAACCCUCUCCUCCUCCUCCUCCACCUCCUCUUCUCCUCCUCUAAUGGCGUCUCCUUCCCCUCUCCCCCUCCUCCUUCUCCUCCUCCUCCUCUCCGCUGCCGCCGCCGCCGCCUCCUCCGCCGCGGCGCUCGGGUUCGAUAUCCACCACCGCUUCUCCGAGCCGGUGCGGCGGUGGGCCGAGUCGCGCCGCCACCCCGGCGCCUGGUGGCCCGAGGCCCCCCAGGGCUCCGCCGAGUACUACGCAGCCCUCGCUCGCCACGACCAGGCCCUCCUCCUCCACCGCCGCAACCUCGCCGGCGACGCCGCCGCCCCCGCCCCCGCCCCCACCCCCGAGCUCGCCUUCGCCGACGGGAACUCCACCUUCCGCCUCAGCUCCCUCGGACUGUUGUAUUAUGCAUUCCUGGAGUUGGGAACUCCGAACGUGACGUUCCUGGUGGCGCUGGACACAGGAAGCGAUCUCUUUUGGGUGCCCUGCGAUUGCAAGCAGUGCGCGCCCACCACCUCGCCCUUUAACUUCGAGUUCAACAUCUAUAGUCCCUCUCAAUCUUCGACAAGCAAGAAGGUUCCUUGCAGCAGCAGCUUCUGUGAUCUCCGCAGCACUUGCACUGGAGCUAACAGCAGUUGCCCUUACGUUGUUGAAUAUAUGACUGAAAACACUUCGACUUCUGGCGUACUAGUCGAGGAUGUUUUGUAUUUCACACAAGAGGAUGCUAGAUCGAAAAUUGUCGAAGCUCCUGUUGUAUUUGGCUGUGGACAGUUUCAGACCGGGUCAUUUCUGGAUGCUGCAGCUCCUAAUGGCCUCUUUGGGCUUGGUAUGAAGAAGACAUCUGUUCCCAGCAUUUUAUCAAGCAAAGGGCUCACUUCAAAUUCCUUUUCCAUGUGCUUUGGAAGUGAUGGUAUUGGGAGAAUCAAUUUUGGGGACAAAGGUAGUGCGGGCCAAGAUGAAACUCCAUUCAAUGUGGAUAAUUCAUAUCCACAGUACAAUAUUAGUAUAACAGGACUACAAGUUGGGAAUAAGACUACACAAGCGGAGGUCUAUGCUCUCGUUGAUUCUGGCACCUCCAUCACGUUGUUGGCUGAUCCACUUUACACACAGCUUGGACAGGCGUUCACUUCCCAGGUUAAAGGGAGCCGGUUCACGUCCGAUCCUUCUGUACCUUUUGAAUACUGUUACCGUUUGGGUCAGAAUCAAACUACAGUUAGUACUCUCGAGAUGGGUUUUAUAACGAAAAAUGGCAACUUAUACCCUGUUUUGCACCCUUAUGCUCUUCUCUACAACACCCAGCCCCGUACUCUAGUUGCAUAUUGCCUCGCUAUCGUGAAAAGCAGCAAUGUGAAUAUAAUUGGGGAGAAUUUUAUGAUCGGCCUUCGCCUCGUCUUCGACCGAGAGAGAUUAGUCUUGGGCUGGGAGAAGUUCAACUGUUAUAAUGACACAAGCUCGAGCACUCUCCCUGUAAACGGAAACUCUUCUGCGCCCGCGCCAGCCGCUUUUGCGCCGAGCAGUUUCACUCCCGAAGCUACAAAGCAGAAGCCGAACAAUGCCCAGGCUCCGGCUGCGCCUCCACGCUCGAGCCAUUCAUCACACCUCAAUGUUAUGGCAAACAAGUUCCUCGUCCUUUUCUUACUCGUCGUCGCGAUUCUUUGAUCAAUUCUUUGCGCCGCUAUAUUAAGCCAGCUACCUUUCUCCAGAAACACGCAUUAUUCAAUACACACACCACACUACAUAGAAAGAGGUUUCUAAAUUUUCUGUUUUAAUUGUUAUUUCUUUUCCUUUCUUGUUUUCCUUUGAUGCGUUGUAUAAUAGCUGAUACUGGAAACAAGUUCUGUAUACUUUGCAUGACAGCAAUAAAAGGUUGUAUUUGUUAGAACUA
This is a messenger RNA of Ananas comosus (pineapple), 2008 nucleotides long. Its product is annotated as aspartyl protease family protein 1-like. The record is from RefSeq and is a predicted model, not a curated record. Gene Ontology annotation, biological process: proteolysis. The transcript has 10 exons. Gene Ontology annotation, molecular function: aspartic-type endopeptidase activity. Bases 181 to 1782 code for a protein of 533 amino acids. Lineage: Eukaryota; Viridiplantae; Streptophyta; Magnoliopsida; Poales; Bromeliaceae.